This is a messenger RNA of Durio zibethinus, 2191 nucleotides long. Lineage: Eukaryota; Viridiplantae; Streptophyta; Magnoliopsida; Malvales; Malvaceae. The record is from RefSeq and is a predicted model, not a curated record.
CUUCGUACUUUCCAUUUCCAUAAAGGGUUUUUGGGUUUUCCUUUUUUUAUUAAAGGGUUUGUUUUGAGUGUUUUUCUUUUUGAAUCACUGUCUUAGUUGUUUCUAGAUAGAAAGAACUAUGCCUAUGCCUUCUAUCUUUAAAAGAAUUUAUUUAUUUUCAUUGACGGGAUUUUUUAGUUACUUGUUUUAGUUUUGUGGUUUUAAGUUUAUGGUGAAAAGGGUGUGUUUCUUACAUCUCUAAGUCUUCAUGUUCUGCUUUAUGUCGGUCAAAGUCGUCCAGAUGGCCAUGCAGGAAGGAAGUCCUGCCGAUACUCAUACUCCCAGUGCUCAAGUUGUUGGAAAUGCUUUUGUGGAGCAGUAUUACCAUAUUCUUCAGCAAUCGCCGAAUCUGGUGCAUAGAUUUUAUCAAGAGUCAAGUCGUUUAAGUCGGCCAGAUAUGUAUGGCAACAUGACAACAGUAACAAGCAUGCAAGCAAUUAAUGAGAUGGUGCUAUCGUUGAAUUAUGAGGACUAUAAAGCGGAGAUAAAAACUGCAGAUGCUCAGGACUCUUUUGAGAAAGGGGUCAUUGUAAUGGUUUCUGGAUGCUUAACUGGGAAGGACAGUGUGAGAAAGAAAUUCACACAAACCUUCUUUCUAGCUCCACAAGAAAAAGGCUACUUUGUCUUAAAUGAUAUUUUCAGAUACGUUGAAGAGAAAGAGUUGCAAAACUCUGUUCCAGUUAAUGGCAUCGGUGAACAGGCUUCAACACCUGCCUUGACACCAGAACCAGAGCCGACUCAUAAACAUCUCGCAGAGGACCCAUUAACUUACCCAGGAGAGGAAGAUAUUAUUAAUGGUGAUGAAGUUUGUGACCCCUUAGAUAAGGAAGAAGGAUCAGUAAUUGAAGAAGAGGUUGUUGAACCCCAAAACAUUGUCAGUCAGAAUGAGAGUGUUGCGGCUGUUGAUUCAGCUCCUCUGGUUCCAGAGGAUGCUCCAAAAAAAUCAUAUGCUUCAAUUGUCAAAGCAACAAAAAGUAAUACAGCAACUUCUCCGGUCUAUGUACGUACCAAUAAUGUGAGGGCAGCACCUGCAGAUCAACAUUCAAUUAUUUCUGCUAAACCUGCUCCAGCACCAGAAACAGCAGUACCUAACAGUGAUAAUGCAGCUGAAAGUAGCAAUGACAACGAGGAAGCUGAAGGACACUCCAUUUAUGUACGGAAUUUGCCUUAUAAUGCAACACCUGCACAACUUGAGGAGGCAUUCAAAAAUUUUGGGCCCAUUAAGCACGAUGGCAUUCAAGUCAGAAGUAAUAAGCAGAGAUUCACUUUUGGUUUUGUUGAAUUUGAGACUGCAAGUUCAGUGCAGAGUGCACUUGAGGCUUCACCAAUUACAAUUGGGGGUCGUCAAGCUGCUGUGGAAGAAAAGAGGACAAAUACUCGAGUUGGUAGCAGUGGGAAAGCAAGGUAUUCUUCGAGUAAAGGUGGGUUUCGGAGUGACAGCUUCAGGGGUCGAGGGAACUUCGGCAGUGGCCAAGGAGGCUAUGGCAGGAUUGAAUUCAGAAAGCAGGGUGAGUUUUCAGGACGACCCAAGGGUCCAGGUGGACGGUAUGGAGAUAAUUAUCAGUGGGUUAAUCAGAAUGGAAGGGGUGACCGUCAAAGUGGAGCAAAAGCCUGAUUCUAUUUCUUCUUGGACAUUAGCUGAGAAAUAACCAAAUGAUUUUUUUGACAAUAUAAACAAAGGGAAUGAAGGAACUAACUGUUAAUGAGGGGACUAUUAGGCUAUUCUUUUCUUUUCUUUUUUUAACUCUUUCGCUUCUUUUAUCCUCCCCUCGGCAUCUCAUAAAGCAUACGUGAAAUAGGAAAAAGGUGGUUUAUUCAACUAAUGUACUCAGGAUUCUUUGAUCAAAUUUUUGGUAUUAUCAUGAUAUGCUCUGUCGCCUCAUGAUUUUGGAGUUUGAUUCAGCAUUCCUUUUAAUUUUAUUGAGAGUCUACUUGAAUGUAUUAUGUUAGUUCGAAACGCAGAACUUGCAAUGAUAUCACAGAAAAACUAUAUAAAACCAUUACCUUUACUCUGGAGUUUGGGUCAUUUCUGCAGGAUGGUUACCCAAUUUAGUUUGAUUUCUGCAAGAUUUGAUGCUGCAAAAGCUGCUGAUCCACCAGCUAUACAAACUAAAGCCGCCACAACCUGCAACAUCUCUUCCCAGAUGUUAUC